AUGAGCACGUUGGAGACGAAGUCGCUAUCUCUUCUCUUGCCGGAGCGCGGCUUAUAUACCGCUCGGCGCGGCGGGUUCGGUGGGAGGGAGGCCAAUCGUCAGGCGGAUCGCGCGGUAGUGGGAUCGGUGCGGUCCCGCGCGCCCGUCCUCGGCGUGGAUCGGCUCCCUCCGGCGUUUAUCGGCGCUGCGCGGAGAAGGCACCGGUGCCGUGUUUUAAGUUUAAAAGAAUCGUUCGGGCGGCAUCCGGCGGGUGGUGCGCGGGAACAAUGCUUUAAAAAGACGCAUCGUUACAAAAUAAUCGAAGGAGAUAAUGCUAUUGUUACUGGAACAGUACGAAUUUCAACCAAUGUUGAAAAUGAAAAAAUAUCAGCUAAUCUUGCUGAAUGUAUCGAUGAUGAGGAAGAAAUCAAUACAAAAGACAUCUAUAAGGAAUUAAGACUUCGCGGUUAUCAAUAUGCCGGCGCAUUUUGUGGAUUAAAAAGCGCAUCGGUUACUGGAUCAAACGGUCAUGUCGCAUGGACAUCUAAUUGGAUGGCAUUUAUGGACAGUAUGUUACAGAUGAUGAUUUUAGGACAGAAUUCAAGAAGCCAUUAUGUUCCAACAAGAAUUCGCAAACUGAUUAUCUAUCCGAAAUAUCACACACAGAUAAUUCAGGAUUAUCCAAUUGAAGAUAGACAAUUCUCUGUUCGUCGUUACAAGUCUUUAGACGCUAUAAUAUCUGGAGGAAUAGAAAUUUGUGGCACUGUGGCUACACCUAUACCUCGCCGACAAAAAGUAGUUAAUACCAUUCUUGAAGAAUACGUUGCUCAUGGUGAUUUAGGUAUUAUGUCGUUGCAAGAUGCAAUACGAAUGUCGACGCACAUUGCACUCGAAUGUUGCAAUAUGAUAAAUAUUAAAAUUAUCGAAUUUGUCGAUGAUAGUGACAAAGUGAUAUCAGAAGAUUUAAAUUCUCUACUUAUUAGUGAAAUCUUAAAUGAUUUACCGCAGAUUCGACACCACACUAAACUCGUGACGAUCCACGAGAAAUUCCCAAAUAUUUCUUUGCCCGACAACGUUUCUACAACGGAAAUUACUAAGUUAUCGAAGGACGAGAAUUGUUUGAUAGUCCUUGGUUUCGAUAUUUUGACAAAAAAUAGCAAAAAAUUAUAUAAACAGUUGCUGUCUCUAUUAAUGCCAAAGGGUUUUCUACUGACUUUGGAGGAAUCCGAUGCGGUCUACGAUUAUUUGUGCCUGAAAACGUAUGAGUUGGAUAUCAUAUUGGAAAAACAAAUAAAUGACAAGAAGCUUAAUAUUGCGAGAAACCAGCGGAUUGUACAUGUAAACAAUUACGAAUUUUCAUGGGUAGAUGAACUGAAAUCAAUCAUGAAUGUGCAAAACGAGACUGGUGUAGAUACGGAGAUAAUUCUCGUCUCGGAAGAAGACUUCAAAUGCGGGCUACUCGGUUUUAUUAAUUGUUUGCGAAAAGAACCAGGCGGCGAAUUAAUUAGAAGCGUAUUUAUUCAAGAUUACAAAGCGCCUACAUUUUCUUUGCAAGAACCAUUGUACACGAAGCAGCUACAGUUGAACCUACCCAUCAACGUUAUACAUUCCGGUAACAUUUGGGGAUCCUACAGGCAUUUUCCAUUACCAUCGUUGGAAUUAAAACUUGUUCAGAGUGCUUACGUUACGCAGAUGGUACAAGAAGAUCUGAGUACUAUUUGCUGGGCACAGAGCAGAAUGUCUCGCAUUAACCAUGAAAACCUCAUUGAUGUAAUUUAUACGUCUGUUAAUUUUAAAGAUAUCAUGGUAGCUAUUGGCAGGCUCAACGCUGAAAUUAUGGCAACGUACGAACGCAGUAACGACUGUUUUAUUGGCUUGGAAUUUGUUGGUUUUAAUACGCAUAAGCAGAGGAUAAUGGGAUUAUGUUCACACGGAGGAAUGACGAACAUUCUUGUGGCCGAUAAAUAUCUCAAUUGGAUUAUACCUGACAAGUGGACAAUGGAAGACGCAGCAACCGUUCCGUGUGUGUACAGCACGUGUUACUAUUAUGCUUUAUACAUGAGGGGUAAAAUGAAAAAGGGAGACAAAAUCUUAAUCCAUUCUGGUACUGGAGGCAUUGGUCAAGCUGCGAUCCAUCUUGCGCUUCACGAAGGUUGCGAAGUGUUUACGACAGUUGGAACUGUCGAGAAACGACAGUUUAUAAGAGAAACGUUUCCUUCCAUUCCCGAAGAUAAUAUCGGAAACUCUCGAGAUACAAGCUUUGAACAAAUGAUUAUGCAGCGUACAAAAGGUCGUGGGGUGGAUAUCGUAUUGAAUUCCUUAGCCAAAGAGAAAUUACAAGCAUCUGUUCGCUGUUUAGCAAAUGGUGGCCGUUUUCUAGAAAUUAGAAAAUUUGAUAUGUUUUCCAAUAAUUCUUUGGAUAUAUCUAUCUUUUCUAAAGAUAUCAGCUUUUAUGGCAUUAUAUUAGACAACUUAUUUUAUUCAAAAGCAAAACAAAAGUCAAAGUUGUGGAAAACAAUAACAGAAGGUUUAAAAGACGGUGCUAUUAAACCACUAUGCAGAAGAGUCUUUGAAAGAAAUGAAAUAGAAGCUGCCUUUAGAUAUAUGGCCGCUGGAAAACAUAUUGGCAAGAUAAUUAUCAGAGUUCACAAAAAGGAAGAGCCUUUGGAUGCUCCACUACUCGCUCAUCCACGAUAUUAUUGUUUGGAGCAUAAAUGCUACGUUAUUUUAAGUGGACUUGGCGGAUUUAGUUUAGAGCUAGCAGAUUGGUUGACUCUUCGAGGUGCAAAAAAUCUGGUAUUAACAUCACGAACCGGGAUCAGAACAGGUUAUCAGCAAUCAAGAGUAAAGCUAUGGCGAUCUUACGGUGUGGAUGUACAGAUUUUUACAGUCGAUGAUAAUUUGAAACAUGAAGAUUGUGAAUCCCUAUUAAAAUUUGCUGAAGAAAGAGCACCAGUGGAUGCCAUAUUUAAUCUUGCAGUUGUUUUAAAAGAUUGUAUAUUUCAAAAUCAAUCACCUCAAACGUUCGAGAAUUCAUUCAAAUCAAAAGCAUGGAUGACAAAAAAAAUGGACGAAUUGUCGAGGAAGAUCUGUCUGCAACUUCAACAUUUUGUCGUUUUUUCCUCCGUGUCAUGUGGAAGAAAAAACACAGGCCAGACAAAUUAUGGGAUGGCUAAUUCCGUAAUAGAGAGAAUUUGUGAGAAAAGGAUGGAAAUAGGAUUAUUACACGGUUUAGCGAUACAAUGGGGUGCUGUUGGUGAUGUCGGACUCGUGGCAAAUAUGCAAGAAGAAAAUAAGGAAUUGGUUAUUGGAGGUACAUUGCAACAACGAAUAUCUUCAUGUUUGGAGACAUUAGAAGUGUUUCUGUUACAAGAUCGAUUUGUUGUAAGCAGUAUGGUUGUUGCUGAAAAAGCAAAAAUUGGCGGAUCAAUGAAUAUUUAUGAAACAGUUGCUCAUAUGAUGGGAUUAAAGAACAUAAACGCGGUGCCAUCAAAUAUGCCACUGGUCGAAAUGGGUAUGGAUUCGAUGAUGGCAGUAGAAAUUAAGCAAAUAUUGGAAAGAGAGUUCGAUAUUUCCUUGACAGCGCAAGACAUUAGAUCUCUAAAUUUUGCUAAACUUCGACAAAUGACAAUUACAACCAAACAAGGAAUGAUACACGAUACAAACAAAAUUGAUCCAAGUAAUUUGGAAGGCUUUGACAUGUUGAUUCGAAAAAUGAAGGAUGCAGACUUUGUUCCAGAUAUUCUUGUAGAAUUUGUUGAGUAA
Messenger RNA from Temnothorax curvispinosus, 3744 nucleotides. Its product is annotated as fatty acid synthase-like. Gene Ontology annotation, biological process: fatty acid biosynthetic process. NCBI's taxonomy places the organism in Eukaryota, Metazoa, Arthropoda, Insecta, Hymenoptera, Formicidae. The record is from RefSeq and is a predicted model, not a curated record. Gene Ontology annotation, molecular function: oxidoreductase activity; phosphopantetheine binding; fatty acid synthase activity.